Molecule: messenger RNA, 4224 nt
Organism: Pezoporus occidentalis (night parrot)
Lineage: Eukaryota; Metazoa; Chordata; Aves; Psittaciformes; Psittacidae
Product: C-type lectin domain family 5 member A-like
Exons: 8
Coding region: 475-1260 (261 amino acids)
Source: RefSeq, a predicted model, not a curated record
CUAUAGAGGAGAAGAACCUGUUCCUGAGCUGCACAAACCCCACGUUCCUCAGGCCACAGCAAGUCAGCUUGGUUCUGGUUUAAAAGAGCUGCAGACAAAUGAAGAGCCACAAAGCAUGGCAGGGUCCUAUUUCAGCAGCACUGAAUACAUUUCUCUACGGAUCGGGGCAAAUAUAUCAUGCUUUCAGGUGUCUGCUUUUGAGAGCACUGUCUUCUGGACUCUAACACUACUAAAGCCAGAAGCACUUGUCAACAGAGAUGACCACAUCAAUCCACAACCUUACAUUUAACAGCCUGCUAUAAAAAGACCAGUUAGAAGUAGGCUUCCUUGCUUGUCACUGAUUUCUGCAUGACUAAAAGAGGAAAGAACUACUUCCUGAAAGUUAGAUGGGGGAGAAGGCUAUGAGCUGUCCUCAGUUCAGUGGACCAUUUUAAAAUCAGCAGCGAGAAGGAAGAAAGUAAAGGGGGAACAAGAAUGUCAGAAAGCCUCAUUUAUGCUGACUUGAACUUGACUGAAUCAACCCGGCCCAAACUACAGAAGGUCACUGAUGUCCAAGAUUCUACAUAUGCAGAAGUGAAAGUGCAGUCCCUAGACAGAAGCGCUGCAGUUAGAUACACGUCAUCUGGUAAAAGCUGUUGCUCCAGAACAUGCGUUGCUGUAUUGGUUGCUGUGAUAAUCCUCCUAUUGGUCUUAGCAGUGUGUCUGAUACUCAUGUAUCAUCCAACCGCAAGCAGACCAGCUGACUCAAAAACCUUCUCCAUCACCUGUGAAGAUGCACAUGCACUAGGGCUGGAAUUAACUACAGAGAAUGGCAAGGAUCCCAGGUGGUAUGGUGAAAAUCAAAAGCAGAAACACAAAGGCUGCCCCAAACACUGGGAAAAAAAUGGGGGAAAAUGCUACUUCUUUUCUCAAAGGCAGAAUAAAGCCAAUUGGAAUGACUCCCGUAAAGAAUGUACUGACAUGAAGGCUGACCUGGUUAUCAUUGACAACAAGGACGAACUGAAUUUUCUCUACAAACAAUCUAGAAGUAGUUACUACUUACUUGGUCUCACAUACUCUCACAGUGAGAAGAAGUGGAAGUGGAUUAACAACAUGGAACUUAGCUCAGACAUGUUUUGUAUAGGAGGAGACUUUACUGACUAUUUCUGCACUGUCAUUGGACAUGGCAAAGUAGAAACUGCACCUUGCAGUGGAUCCUUAUCAACACAAAAUAUGUGCGAAAAAGCUGCAGAUAUUUCAGAAAGCCAGAAGGAGAGCUAAAAAAGAAGAGAUCCAAGCAGCAAUGUGAUCCCCAGCUUUCUGUAGGAAUGGCAGAUGGUAUUUGUGUCAUUUAUCUCUAGCUGUCUAAAUAUCUAGUCAAAGGGACUCUUAAAGGAUCCCUCUAGACACCCUGCCAAGCAUAGCACAUUCUUUCCCAAGAUGUGUGUCUAAGACUGGAUGGGUUCCCCUCUAGAAGGGCAUUUUCACACAUUAGGAGCCUGGGUGACUUCCUUAUACCAGAUGCCCAAGUUUCAGGCAGCCACUGUUACAUGAUAUGAGUCCAGCCUUAAGGAUAGGUGUGAUCACAGACAGAUCCUGUCUCUUACAGACACAUGCAUAUGCACCCAUACAUUCAGAGCCCCGCUUAUGAACGAGGAGACACUUCAAAGCCUUGAUGUGCACUAGUCCUCCCUGCAGCCACAAGUGAAGGUUAGCACAUAUAUGUAUUUUGGAUCCUGAAGAAAAGUGCAACCACACUCAUUGUCAUGUGUCAUAGAUAUAAUUGACAGGACAAAGUCAAAAGUGUGUGUGUGUGUAUAAACCUUACUCUGUAAAAAACUGUCUUUGUUAAAAAAUACACUGGAUACCAAACCUAAAAUGCCAAGGCUAAAAUGCGAUUCACCAGAACAUCCAGAAAUGAACCUUCACCACAGCUCUGUGCAUAAAAUCACCACCAGUCCUAUGUAGGUGAGGGAAAGUUUAUCAGAUUUAAAGUGAGCCUUGCUGGAGAAGGGCACAGGAUGAAGAGCAUUAGAAACCACCAAAGCCUGAAAAACACAAUCACAAUAAUAGCUCAAUUGGACAGAAAAUAGUCAAAUCAAAAAACAAUUAUCUGUGAAGAAGCUGGUGAGAAGUAUGAGAGUGACCUACAGAGAAUGACAAUACAUUUGGAUUAUCCUGUUUUUCUUGGAUAAUGAUCUAAGGAGAAAAUUAUGCAUGAAGGUUCUUCCUGCACAGAGAAGGUAGAGCCAACAGUGGAAACGGGUGGUAUCGGUAGAGCAGAGAUGUGACCAGCAAAUGGUGAAUAUUACCAAAGCUCUCCCACUGUGCCUCAGCAGCUCCUGGGACCCUGAGGCUUUUGUGACUCCGAGGAUUAUCACUCUUACUGUCUCCAUGGAGGCAGAAUCAUUUCUGCUUCCAAUGGCACCAUUCAUGGCUCUCUCCAUUUGCAGGAUGGAGAAAGAUCUGCAAAUUCCUUGAUGAAGUGGCAGUGACGUCAUGCUUUCUAACUGGGGGGAAAAAAAGGUUUUUUGCUUAAUCAAAGAAUUUAUAAUCAGAACAUUGCAGCCAAGGGUAGUGAAAAUGGAAUCAUACAGGAAAAAUUCUCUCAUUCUGAUUUGAAAGCACAUUUUGAUGUCUCUCAGACAAGCAAUACUCCUCGUUGUCCCCAUUCACCAAUGGCCAUGUUGAUAGGUAAAUUAAUAGAUGGCUAAUAUUGCCAUUCUUCCGGCAUAUGAAUGGAAAACACCUUGACAUGCUACUUUCUCACAGCUUUCUUAGAUGAACAGAAUAUCAUUGAGGGGGAGUAAGGGAAAAAACCUCAUUAGAAUAAGCUUGUCAGUUGGAAAUAAUCUUGUCCAUGGCAAAUAACCAGAGGAAAUGAGAAGCAUCUCAUAGAAACUGGCUACUCAGAAAUAAUUUACCAUGGUUUUGUGUAUUCCAGAGAAGACUGUGGGCCUUGAAAAGCAGGUAUCUGUAUUAAAAUUAUGGCAAAGCUAAAGGUCUCAGGAGGAUUUAACAUCCAUAACUAGUAGAGCAAUUAUCAUUAAAUUUCAAUGACAUUCUCAAAAACAGACAGACACCAGACAAUAAGGAUGAAGAUUUUUUCUUCUUUUUCUUCUCCUUUUUCAAUUUGAAAGUCUGAAAGCAACAAUUUCAGCUGUGCUGUAAUUCCAGAUACACCGAAAGAUCUGUCUUUUGCUGAUCCACCCUGUUAGAUUGCAAAAGUAUACUUAAUUUCCAUAUUGGACAGGAGUCUGGGAUUGGAGACAAUGCCAGACCUGAAAACUAGACACAGGGACAGGUGACCUAUAGACAAGCAUACUCCUACAGGUUAGUAAGAAUAUGAACAGCAUCACUAUUUAACAGUUCACCAAGUUCCUUGGAAAUGGAUCUGACUUUGGUAGAUGAAACUCCACUGAUUUUUGCAAUGAAAUGUAGAGUUUCCAUAUUUCUAUUGUUAUCUAUCCCAGACAAUGAAGAUCUGUAUAAUUAAGCUCAGUGAUACGAGAAGCGCAGUUCACGACUGUUUCUCUAACAGUUUCUUCUUGUCUCAGUGUAUUUUAGAUAAAGCUUUUAAGAAAUUUAUCCCAAAAUAAAAAACACAUACAAAACCCCUUUGUAUGAGGAUGUAAGUGGAGAUCUUGUUGAUGGAGAGCAUCAGAAAUGAGAAAGUGUAGAUAAAGCGUCAAGAGCAGCAACUGAAGCUGUAUUCAAGGCUAUUUUAAAAAUUUGCUCUAAAACUGCCCUCAGAGGAAUCCACCACCAGUCACCUAUUUUCAGUGGCAGAGCAGAGAUUUUUUUAUAAGCCAGAUAGCUUUAUCAUACAGACAUCACACUCAGGAUUCUCACUGAAUUUCAUCUUGAGAGAGAUAUCUCUUACAGCAUUUUAUUACUUCAGCUGAUGCAUAAUAGUUCAGGAUUCCUGCUUGAAAUUUACGAUUUGCUUUUGACCAUAAAAAUACUAUCAUGUAAGACCGGUGUACCACUUUUCUACUAGAUCAUUUGAUUCGUACUGUAUCUUUCAUUGUAUCUUAGUGCAUUAGGUUUAAUUCUUUUUAUUUACACCACAAAUGCCUAUAACAUAUCUUGAAAUCUGUAUUCUCCUUUCCUUCUGUUGCACUGCAAAGUUCAAAUUGUGCAACUGAGAGAUAAGUAUCAUGGCUGGGUGACAAAGGAUACUUUUCCAUAAGUUACGUUAAUAAAAAAGAAAUCAGCAUCAAUAAAUGCAUAUGGAAAGGACAA